AGCGACACAUGCUGGUCCAUCAGCACGCAGCUGGGCUUCACCAGCAGCAACUCACUGCUCUCAAUCCCAGCCUCAACUGCUCUGAGCCCAUCAAGGCGGGCCGCUCUCUGCGCGUUGAGCGCAAUGCCACCUUCGCUUUCACCGUCCCUCAGUGCUCGCGAUACAGCGUGCUCACACCGCAGGACACGUGCGAGCGCCUGCUGCGGCAGGUGGAGGGGAGUGGGGGCGACCCCACAGGGACUGCGGAGGUGAAUGCCAUGCGCUGGGCUGAGCUGUACCGCAACAAUCCCGGUCUCAUCUGCUCCGAUGUCAUCUCGACCACCGCCUCUGCUGUUGGAAGCAACACUGGCGUGCAGGUGUGUGGUGGAGGGCGGAAUGGACCAGGAAGGAUAGGGGGCAAGGGAUGGGAGAAAAGGGUGGUGGGAAAGCUGUGGAAUGAAGGGGUGUUUGAUGGGUGA
Molecule: messenger RNA, 458 nt
Organism: Closterium sp. Naga37s-1
Lineage: Eukaryota; Viridiplantae; Streptophyta; Zygnematophyceae; Desmidiales; Closteriaceae
Source: the annotation of a GenBank genome assembly